CUUCUCUCCGCUUGUCUAUCGCCGUCUUGCGGUUCCUUUCCUUCGUUGUCUUGCUUGAUAUACAUACAUAUUACCCCCCGCCCGCCAACCCGCCCGCUUCUUGCUGCCCUGCCUGCCCUGCCUGCCCUGCCCUGCCCUGCCCUGCUGCAUCCACCAGCCCGUCGGCGAAUCUGUCGCUCCCCUGACACUUCGCACCUCGAGCUCUCUCCUUUGAGGCACAGCUGGCACUGCAGGAGACACUCGUGUGCACGCAUUACUUCGAUCCCACUAAUUCCAAUCCCACCCACCCGCCGCCGCCCACGACGCCUGCCGCCGCCAUGUCUGCCAGCCACAUCGCCGCCAACAGGAACAGCACCCCCGAGGGCUCCAGCUCCCUGCGCCCGCCCCAGGCCCGCUCCUCGCUCGGUGCCAACCACCAUCUCCGCGCUUCAGCUGAUCUGGGUGGUUUCCCCUCGCCGCUGGCCAAUCGUGGCAUUCGCCCCGCCUCGGAAAUCUACUUUGGCCGCACCAACACGCAGUCGGGCAACCCCGACGAGAUGGAGCGCGCUGCCCAGCAAUGGCUGGCCGACAUUGACCAGUACGAGACGACGCUCGAGGAAAUGGCCACCGCCACCCUCGACCAGGACUUCAAGGACGAGCUGAGCGCCAUCGAGCAGUGGUUCCGUGUCCUGAGCGAGGCCGAGCGCACCGCUGCCCUCUAUGCCCUGCUGCAGCAGACAACCCAGGUCCAGAUCAGGUUCUUUAUCCAGGUGCUCCAGCAAAUGUCCAAAAAUGUGCCCAUGUCCGGGGUGCUCUCUCCCGCCAACUUUGGCGAGAAGGAUCCAAUGACGCAGAAAUUGAGCGACGCCAUGAGCAAGCUCAACACGGGCGAAAACCGCAAUUCCAUGGGCCUCGGCCGUCCCCCGCCAUCGCCUGGUGCUGGAAAACGCAACUCGGGCCUGGAAACGUCCACCAUCAACCGCAUGUUCCCAGACGCAGCAGCUGCCAUUGCCAAGCAAAAAGCUGAGUUUACCGAUGUGGUUGGCGUUGCCCCCGCGUCCAACCGCAAUAGCACCGUCGGUGACCGCAGUUCGCUCGCCGCCCCAACCAUUUCCACACCCGAGGACAGCAACAAGAGGGAUGCUCCGCCGGCAUCGCCCUGGAACGAAAACCGUCCAAAGUCGUCUGGGCAGCAGCAGCAGCAGCAGCAACAGCCCAUGGGCCAAUUCUCGCAGCCCCCUCCCUCCGCUGGUCUUCGAUCGCCGCGCCUUCCCCUUCAGAACGACGGCAACAGUGUGCAAACUACGACACUAAACACGCUCGAGGCAAACUCGGCCAACAUGCCGCUCCUUUCGCCUUCGUACCAGCCAGGUGGCAGCUGGGCGUCGCAACUUAGCACGCCCAUGGUCGCCAACUUCAACCAGUCGAGCAACCAGGCCGAUAUGGUCGCCAAUGCCACGGCCAUGAAGCUGGCCGCACUCUCAACGGUCAACAACCGUAUUCAGCUCGACGAUGUGCGCAAGUUCCGUCGCGCUCGCUCCUCGGACAACGGGCCCAUGUCGCCUGGUAUGCCUCAAAUGGGUAAUGGUAACAUUCUCAUGACAAACGAGAUGGGCCAGGUAUUAACUCCACAACAAGCUGCUGCUCUUCAGGCGCAGCAAUUGGCGGCGAUGAACGGUCGCCGAUCUCGCCCAAGCUCGCCUGGCUUCGCAAUGCAGGGCCAGGCCAUGGGGGCCAUGGGCAGCUUCACUUCUCCCCAGGCCAACGGUUUCCUGGCUGCGGAUUACGGGGGCGCAAUGAUGAACAACGGCAUGGGCUCUCUCAACCUUGCUCAAUUCGGCCUGGGUAGCGGCAGCAAUGACGGACAUGGCUUCCUUGGCGACAACAUUGAUCGCGGCCGAUCUCCCCGAGGCCGCCGCGGCAGCUCCAAGCCGCCGGAGGACCCCACCGACCCUGGUCUGCUUUCGGACAUUCCCAACUGGCUUCGGAGUCUCCGGCUGCACAAGUACACGGAUAAUCUCAAGGACCUCAAGUGGCAGGAGCUUAUUGAGCUCGACGACGAGGGCCUGGAGAAGCGCGGAGUCAAUGCGCUCGGUGCGCGUAGGAAGAUGCUGAAGGUUUUCGAGCAGGUGAAAGAAGCUCAGGAACAGGGCAAGCUGCGAUAGACCCGCAGUUCGCCCCUCUGGACUCCCAUGCGUGAACGAGUUCGCCCAAAUUAUAGAUAUACGAUGGAAAAGCAACAACUUCCAGCUGGUACGGACGUGUAUACUACGCCGUCAGGUCUGGAACACAUACGAUUACAUGCUUUGUGCGCGGAGACCCGACUUGGACGUUGCUAUGUUGGCCCGUCGUAUGUUGAAGACUGCCUACACUGAUUUCUUUCUUUUUUUUUCUUUUUUUUUCUUUUUUUUUUGCGCAUGUAUUACUGUGGUUAUUUCUAGUGUAUGGUUAGGGUAGAAUGGGCCGAAAACUGGCAAAAUUAAUGAUGCGACUUGUAUGGUAUAGGCAUCCAAGG
Molecule: messenger RNA, 2494 nt
Organism: Exserohilum turcica Et28A
Lineage: Eukaryota; Fungi; Ascomycota; Dothideomycetes; Pleosporales; Pleosporaceae
Exons: 4
Coding region: 318-2144 (608 amino acids)
Biological process (GO): regulation of mRNA stability; nuclear-transcribed mRNA poly(A) tail shortening
Cellular component (GO): P-body
Molecular function (GO): protein binding; mRNA binding; translation repressor activity
Source: RefSeq, a predicted model, not a curated record